Populus euphratica (Euphrates poplar) is the source of this 1414-nucleotide messenger RNA. RefSeq lists its product as uncharacterized. The record is from RefSeq and is a predicted model, not a curated record. NCBI's taxonomy places the organism in Eukaryota, Viridiplantae, Streptophyta, Magnoliopsida, Malpighiales, Salicaceae. Gene Ontology annotation, cellular component: small ribosomal subunit; ribosome; mitochondrion. Gene Ontology annotation, biological process: translation. The transcript is spliced from 9 exons. The coding region runs from base 61 to 1266 and encodes 401 amino acids. Gene Ontology annotation, molecular function: RNA binding; structural constituent of ribosome.
UCAAUAUCUUCUCUUCUGCCUACGCCUCGCUCCCGGUGGUGUUCUUCCCGUGUACGAAACAUGCUUGGCCUGCGUGGAUCAGUUCGAUUGCUAACUGAAGUCAAUCAAAGUCUUCUUCAAAAUGCAACAUUCCGUUGCCAACGCGUGCAAGGUCUCCGUGUUGGUAACACUGAGAUUCCUAAUGACAAGAAAUUGGAGGUUGCUCUUCAAUACAUUCAUGGAAUUGGCCGCAAAAGAGCUCAUCAAAUACUUUGUGAAUUAAGCUUGGUGAACAAACCUACCAAGGAUUUGACUGGAAUAGAACUCAACUCUCUUAGAGAAGAAGUCUCCAAGUACCUGACUGGACCAGAUCUGGCGCGACGUGUUAAAGCUGAUGUACAGAGAUUGGUAGACAUCGAGUGCUACAGAGGAUAUAGGCAUGUUGAAGGGUUGCCAUGCAGAGGACAGCGCACUUCAACCAAUGCACGGACCAGAAAGGAACACCAAAAGUAUGGGUCUCAGGAAGUUGCUGAGCGGAUUCGGAAACAUCAAGAAAGAAAUCAAGCCAAAUGGUUUCAUCUGAACAACUUGAUAGAUGAUGGUCACUAUACUGAAUUACUAAUGGUUAUAAUCCUAGCAAUCCUUGCAAAACCAAUGCAGAAGCUGAGCUCGACUUUGAGAUGUGGGCCGAGAAAUAUGUUAUCCAAAUUGGCCCUUGAUGACGCGAGUAAGAGUAACAACGAUUGUUCUACCUCUAAGGCUGCGCUCACGGAAAAGAAAAUGGCGCAAACACUGGCAAUGCCUGUGGUACCCUCUCUCUCUGCGAUAUGCAACGGACUAAAAAGUACUUGUCUCUCCAACUCCAUCUCUCUUCCUAUUUCAAACCCUCCCAAGGCUGGCAGUCUAAGCAUCCGAUGUGCCCGUGUUGGAGGAGUGGAGAUUCCAAAUAACAAGCGAGUCGAAUAUUCUCUUCAGUACAUUCAUGGAAUUGGCCGCUCUAUAGCUCGCCAAAUCCUUUCUGAUCUCACCAUGGAAAACAAAAUCACCAAGGACUUAUCGGAGGAUGAGCUCAUUACUCUUCGUGAUGAAGUUUCCAAGUACAUGAUUGAAGGAGAUUUGAGACGGUUUAAUGCCCUCAAUAUAAGGAGGUUGAAGGAGAUUCAGUGUUAUAGAGGGGUAAGGCAUAUUCAGGGUUUGCCAUGCAGGGGGCAGCGCACAAAGAACAAUUGCCGAACUUUGAAGGGGAAGAGGGUUUCUAUUCCAGGAAAGAAGAAAGCACCUCGUUAGUGAAUCAGGUUGUGUUUAUCUUAUCUAGUUGUUUGUCAUCUGUGAAUUGAAUUUUGUGUGAAUCAAUUUGUAUUACUGAUGUUCUUUAGGUAAUCAGAUUGAGUCUCUGAUCUAUGGAAGUGUUUUGGCAUGAUUCGAAUUUUCCACU